AUGUCUGCCGGAAUGACCACGAAGAACGGGGAGGCCUUCGACCGGGUCUCCCUCGAGUCCCUGAUGCGACGACGCCUCUUCUACACCCCCUCGUUCGAAAUCUAUCCCGGAAAUCCCAAGGGUUUGUUCGACUACGGCCCCGCGGGAUGUGGGCUGCAGGCAAACAUCGUGGAUCUGUGGCGGAAACAUUUCGUGCUCGAGGAGAAUAUGCUGGAGGUGGACUGCGCCAUCUUGACCCCGCAUUAUGUGUUGAAAACUAGUGGGCAUGUCGAUAAGUUCGCGGACUGGAUGAUCAAGGAUCCGAAGAGCGGGGAGUUCUACCGUGCGGAUCACUUGGUGGAAGAGGUGCUGGAGGACCGACUGAAGGGGGACAAGGAGGCUCGAGGAGUCAAGCCGACGGCGGAGGAAGGAGAGCAAAAGCGAAAGAAGAAGGUCAAGGACACCAAGGCUGUCAAGCUAGACGAUGCCGUGGUGACGGAGAUUGAGGAAGUUCUGGCGAAGAUCGACAACUACAACGGCGAGCAGCUCGGCCAACUCAUCACCAAAUACGACAUCCGCAGCCCUCGCACCGGCGAUGUCCUCCCCCCACCCGAGCCCUUCAACCUCAUGUUCUCCACGAACAUCGGCCCCAGCGCCGCCCUCCCGGGCUACCUCCGCCCGGAGACCGCCCAGGGCCAAUUCCUCACCUUCUCUAAGCUCCUCGAGUUCAACAACCAAGCCAUGCCCUUCGCCUCCGCCUCCAUCGGCAAAUCCUUCCGCAACGAGAUCUCCCCGCGCUCCGGCCUCCUGCGCGUCCGCGAGUUCCUGAUGGCGGAGAUCGAGCACUUCGUCGACCCCGAGGGCGGGAAGAAGCACCCCCGCUUCGACGAGGUCCGCAACAUCGAGCUGGAGCUGCUGAACCGCGAGGUGCAGUUGGCGGGGAAGACAGACGUCGAGCGUGUAUCGAUUGGGAAGGCCGUCGAGCAGAAGAUCGUCGACAACGAAACCCUCGGGUACUUCCUCGCGCGGAUCCAUCUCUUCCUCCAGAAACUCGGCGUCGACGCGAAGAAGGUCCGCUUCCGCCAGCACAUGCAGAACGAGAUGGCGCACUACGCCGCCGACUGCUGGGACGCCGAGCUGCUCACCAGCUACGGCUGGAUCGAGUGCGUGGGCUGCGCCGACCGUAGCGCCUACGACCUGACCGUGCACGCCAAGGCGACCGGGCAGCCGCUGUGCGUGCGGGAGACGCGCAAGGAGCCGCUGCGCAUCGAGGAGUGGCAGGUGGACAUCGAGAAGAAGAAGUUUGGGCCGAAGUUCAAGAAGGACGCGAAGACGGUCGAGGCGGCCAUCGAGGGGCUCACGCAGGAUGUGCUGGAGAAACUGUCGCUAGACCUGAAGUCGGAAGGGAAGGUGUCGGUGGAUGUGAACGGAGUGGGUAACGGGACGGUCGAGCUUGAGAAAGAUCUUAUCGCCAUCGAGAAGCGGACGAGGGUGGAGAAUACUCGCGAGUAUACCCCCAACGUCAUCGAACCAUCCUUCGGCAUCGGCCGCAUCCUCUACAGCCUAAUCGAACACAGCUACUGGACCCGCCCUGGCUCCGACGCCCGCUGCGUCCUCUCCUUCCCCCCCACCAUCGCCCCCACUAAAGUCCUCCUCGUCCCCCUAUCCACCCACCCCGACUUCGCCCCGCUCGUCCGCCGUAUCAGCCACCGCCUCCGCGUCCUCGGCGUCUCCAACCGCGUCGACGACUCCUCCGCCACCAUCGGCAAGCGCUACGCCCGCAACGACGAGCUCGGCACCCCGUUCGGCAUCACCGUCGACUUCCAGUCCGUUAAGGAUGGGUCGUUGACGCUGCGGGAGCGCGACUCGAUGAAGCAGGUGAGGGCGGGAGAGGAGGAAAUUUGUCAAGCCGUGCAGAGGAUGAGUGAGGGAGUGGAGGCAUGGGAGGAGGUGGCAGGGCGGUUACCGGCGUUUGAGAAGCAGGAGCUAGAGUAG
Eremomyces bilateralis CBS 781.70 is the source of this 1974-nucleotide messenger RNA. RefSeq names its product glycyl-tRNA synthetase. Gene Ontology annotation, cellular component: mitochondrion; cytoplasm. Gene Ontology annotation, molecular function: glycine-tRNA ligase activity; ATP binding. The coding region runs from base 1 to 1974 and encodes 657 amino acids. The transcript is spliced from 3 exons. The record is from RefSeq and is a predicted model, not a curated record. Gene Ontology annotation, biological process: mitochondrial glycyl-tRNA aminoacylation. NCBI's taxonomy places the organism in Eukaryota, Fungi, Ascomycota, Dothideomycetes, Eremomycetales, Eremomycetaceae.